AUGGUUAUCCUAACCAAGGAACAGCAACAAGACGCUGCCAACAACGGGCUCUGGCUGCCACAACUCGAGCGUGAUGCGUGCGGAGUUGGAUUUGUGUGCUCUAUUAAGGGAGUCACGUCCAGCAAGGUACGGGCUCACUUAUAGGAAGUAAAAGAGUCUGGUUGAUUUCAGAUCAUGUCGGAUGCUCGGACCAUGCUCGAGAGAAUGGCUCAUCGUGGAGCUUGUGGCUGUGACAACGAUUCGGGUGACGGUGCUGGUGUGCUCACCGCGAUUCCGGAUGAUCUCUACAGAAAAUCGGUGGAGUACGUCCAGCCCCACCACCCCCGUUUCAGGGCUGAUGACAAUCUUUAUUUUGCAGGCAGGAUGGAUCGGAUCUCCCACCGAUUGGGCAGUACGCCACGGGAAUUCUGUUCCUCGAGGAGGGAUCCUACAAACAAGCCAAGGAGGCAUUCCAAGAUCUCGCGAGAGCGUGCGGUCUGCGGGUUAUUGCCUGGCGCAAACUGGGAACCAAUCGUGAAUGUAUCGGAGAAGAGGCCAGGAAGACGGAGCCGCUCAUCCGGCAGGUCUUCGUCAGCGCCGACUAUGCGGAGAGCGAUCCGGCUAAGUUUCAGCGGAGCGUCUACUUGCUCCGCAAACAAGCCGUCAACAACAUGGCUCGUCAGGAAUUGGAGUGUUACCUCUGUUCCCUGAGCACGUCGACCAUCGUCUACAAGGGCCAGUUCAACACGCAGCAACUGUUCAAGUACUACGACGACCUGACUAAUCCGGAGUAUCAGACUCAUCUCGCGCUCGUCCAUUCUCGCUUCUCCACCAACACCUUCCCCAGCUGGAAUCGUGCCCAACCCAACCGAAUUCUGGCGCACAAUGGAGAAAUCAACACGCUCCGUGGUAACAUCAACCUGAUGCGUGCUCGUGAAGGAGUCAUGAAGAGCAAGCACUAUCGCGACGAUCUCCAAAAGUUGUUCCCGAUUGUGGAGGAGGUGAGUAAACGCGGAACUAGUCUCUUCGAUUUGAUUCGUCAUCGUUGUUUUCUUUUCAACUGACCGGGAGUACUACUUUUUUCAACGAAUAGGGAGCGAGAGAGAGAGAAAUCCACCAAUCUUUUCACACUCUUGUGCCAACAUCCCAGUCCAAUUAGUCCCCGGAUGUCAGUGCUAACCUUUCAGAGCUCUCAGCAUCAUUUAAAUUUCAACCGAAUAACAAAUUGCACCCAUCCACGGAUACAAUGGAAUUUGAAGGUUCUUGCAGGGUCUCACUGAUUCCGGAUGUCUCGACAACGUGAUGGAAUUCCUGGUCCACGCCGGAGGAAGAUCACUUCCGGAAGCGGCAAUGACAAUGGUACCGGAGGCGUGGGAAAAGGACGACGACAUGUCCUCGGAGAAGAAGCACUUCUACCGUUGGGCCGCGAUGAGCAUGGAACCGUGGGACGGACCUGGUAAAUAGUUUGUACUUUUUGCUCUAAGCGCAUGGCUUCUGCAAGAUGGGAAAAAAACGCCACUUUUGAAGUGGGCACAAAGAAACCAAAACGUGAUGUUGGUUCCUUUCUGAGAUUUGAGAUUCAAACCACACCACAGAGCAAGCUACGAUUCAUUGGGCUCCGUAAUCAUUAGUCAUUCGUUCGCAGACACUACAAAUUGUCAAGGGACACUUUUUGGUUUAGAGAUCACUGCCGAACGCCCACACUUUCUCUCUCGUAAUCAAAAUUGUAGCACCAACACAUGUGCCCCCUUCAGAUUAUUUUGUAACCACAUCAUUCAGCGAAAAGAACCCCUGGAAUAUUCAAUUUCACGAAAAUUGAGUUCAAGUUCAAAUGUCCGCACACUUGAUAAGUGUGUGAAUUGAAGGAAAUGCGCCGCGUUUUGAAACCAUUGACAUUUGAAACCUGAAACCUCUUUGCAGCUCUUCUCGCCUUCUCCGACGGAAGAUAUAUUGGAGCAAUCCUUGACCGAAAUGGACUGCGUCCGGCCAGAUACUACUUGACGGAGGAUGAUCAUCUGUACUUGAGCUCGGAGGUCGGAGUCAACGACAUUCCCAUCGAAAGUGUCGUCAAAAAGGUACGCUUAUCGGCAAGCCGCCUAAUGAAAUUCAGUGGGGGUAUCAUUGAAACGUGUUUGGGAAGACGGAAGUUAUGAAAUAUGGAUGGAUCUCGCUGAAAUUCGCUCGAGCGAACAGACAAUGGUUCACGGGCAGAUUGGAAUAA
Caenorhabditis sp. 36 PRJEB53466 is the source of this 2200-nucleotide messenger RNA. The record is from the annotation of a GenBank genome assembly. NCBI's taxonomy places the organism in Eukaryota, Metazoa, Nematoda, Chromadorea, Rhabditida, Rhabditidae.